GGAUGGACCUUUGGUCUGACCCAGAGGUCUGGCCAUUCUUAUGUCCUUACGUUAUGUUCUAAAGAGGAUGCCUCAGUCUCCAUGCCUAUUCAGUCCUUGACGCCACUCCUGAGACCGUUAGCAAGGGUGCCAGUUAGUGCCAGUCACUGUGGUGAUCUUAAUGCUGUUCUGUAGGAACUAGAAUGAAAUCACCAAUACAUUUCACAUAGGACAUUGAGCAGCCAGUAUUUGUUUACUACUAACCUGCGCCAGUUUUGAACUGGAAGUGAAAGGGCUCUAUACAGUAGCGUCUUUCUUAAAUAAAAGGUUAAUUGAAAAUAUUUUGCUUCAUAACGAGUGUCACAUACUUUAAAGUUCUCUCUAACAACGGAAGAAAAUUAUUGCCUUGUAAAGUGUCACUGUUUUUUAAACUGUGCCAUAACCCAUACUUUCCUCUCUCAUUUCUUUCCAGAGGGGUGAGCUACAAUGUGCACUGGGAAGUGUUCAAAGUGCAUUGGGGUCGUGUUGUUCCCAUUAGCUGUCUGUGCCAUAAUCUCCAAUCUUCUCCUGUAUUUCCCCAAUGGAAAUGUUACAGACCCCGACAAGAUAACUGAUUUGGUUUGGUUUUUCCAUGGCAUUCUUGGAGCUGGGAUACUGGUUAUUUUGCCAGCAUUUAUGAUGCUGGGCGCAGGUGGAGCUGGAUGUUGCGCUAACAGAUGUGGGAUGCUGCUCUCUGUGUUGCUGGCUGUACUGGGAGCUGCAGGAGGGGUAUAUUGUGUGGUCAUCUCAUCCUUGGGAUUGAUUAGUGGGCCUCUUUGUGACACUGGUGAUGGAGACUACAUCUACCCUUUCAGGAAUGACACAUUGACAGACAAUUAUUUGUUUAAUCAGACAACAUGGAGCAUUUGCAAAAAACCUGAAAAUGUUAUUAUGUGGAAUAUUGUCUUGUUCUCUCUUCUCUUGGGGAUUGGUACAAUUGAAGCUGUUCUUUGCUUUAUUCAAGUCAUCAAUGGACUUAUUGGAUUCAUAUGUGGCACAUGCAUGAGGAAAAGAAAGACACAUAUUGCUGGAAUGUAAAUCACCUACAAAGAAUGCUAGUGACAAGCAUAGAUCUGCGGGGAUUCAUGUAUAAUCAUAAUGUGUUGUGCUAUAUUUGUGGGGACAGAGGGAACCCGAGAUGUUCAGGACUUUCAGAACAACUCCAGAAUAUUUUAUAAAGAUAUCUGGAUGGGAGGGGGUGGAUUAUCUAGAACUUUUGAAGUCAAAGAUUCUUUUUUGUCUCCUCUAAGUACCCAGGCUAAGUCUCGUACUGGCAACGUAAUGCUGUCUUUUCAGGAGUGCCUGGCAUAUAUAAACAUUCAAUCACAAACAUUCUCCAAUUAAAAUUCACUGCUUACCCCGCAAGUGCUGCCCUGUGUAGCAAGCAUGUCACUUUGAAGUGCUGGCUGUAGUAUAUGGGAAUUUGGACUGAAUGUAUUAAUUGUCAAUAUAAAGAUUUAUCAACUGAACUCAACCACACUGGUUGGAUGUCUAAAGAUGCUCAUUAAUGCUCCCCAAACCCUGUCCUGGCCCUGUGUAAAACUGGAAUGGAUUCUCUGGCAGUGCUCUGUCUAUGUUUGCAGUGUCGUUGUAACCAUAUUGGUCCCAGUAUAUUAGAGAGACAAGGUGA
Molecule: messenger RNA, 1648 nt
Organism: Chelonoidis abingdonii (Abingdon island giant tortoise)
Lineage: Eukaryota; Metazoa; Chordata; Testudines; Testudinidae
Product: transmembrane 4 L6 family member 1-like
Cellular component (GO): membrane
Source: RefSeq, a predicted model, not a curated record